AUGGAAGAAUCAACAAUAACGCAACGCCAAACUAGCCAUGUUAAGAAGAGGGUUUUAAGGAACAAAGCUUUGGGUAUUUCUUUCGACGAGAAAGAUCUCAAAGACUACGUUACUGGCUUCCACAAACGCAAGAAGAAGAGAAGAAAAGAAGCCAAUAAGCAACAAGAAGAAGCUCGAAGGAGAAAACGCAACGAGGCUCGCUUAAAGAGGAAGUUGGAAAGAGAUCUUAGUUAUGGAAUUGUUCCUCCAAAUGCUGACACCGAAACUGGUGAAAUUGAUCAAGUUACUCAACAAGUUCUAUCUCAAUCUGUUGCUGCAACAAAGACAUAUGAAAACGAUGAUUUAAAAGUCACAGUUGUAACAAAAGAGAUCAACCCCGAAGAAGAAAGUUUCCCUACCGAAAGGAAAGAGACUGCGCCAGCAGCGUCCCCCCAUCCUGUUGUAGCUGAUAAAAAGAAAUCAGUACCUGUAAAUAACAAGAAGCCAUUUAAAAAAGUUGCAAAACACAAGUUGAGGCCAAAGCAAAUAUGUAAGAGAGAUAAAAGGAAAGGAAAGAAGUCGGGAAGGAAGUGA
This is a messenger RNA of Vicia faba (fava bean), 573 nucleotides long. The record is from the annotation of a GenBank genome assembly. NCBI's taxonomy places the organism in Eukaryota, Viridiplantae, Streptophyta, Magnoliopsida, Fabales, Fabaceae.